GUGAGCCCAGCACAGAGCACCAUGGCUUCUCCUUUCAAGUCCCUCGUUCAUGAUGAUGAAUGUUAUGACAAGUCCUACGCUGUGUAUAGGAUGCAUACAGAUGCACAACAGUACAGAGAAGACUUCAUUCGCAAGAUUCUACCUGACCAUCUGGCCAGCAUUGGGGAUGGGAAAUCGAUAAAGAUCAUUGGACUUGGGACUGGAGAAGGUGAUUAUGACAUAGAGAUGCUCUCCCAGAUGCAUCUGAAGCACCCAGGGGUGCUGCUGGAUAACGAGGUGGUGGAGCCAAGUGCACUUCUGAUUCACAAAUAUAAAGAGAGGGCGGCUCAGAUGUUCCACUUGGACCCAGUCAACUUCACCUGGCACCAGAUGACGGCCUCCGAGUUUGAGGAGCAGUGGAGACAGAGAAAUAUCACCAAGAAGGUCGACUUCAUCCACAUGCUCCAUAUGCUGUACUAUGUUGAGGAUCUUGGAGCUACCGUCAGAUUCUAUCAGAGUCUCCUGAAGAAGAACGGCAAAAUGCUGAUAAUUUUAUUGUCAGCUGAGUCUGGCUGGGUGAAGAUGUGGAGAACCUUCUACACUCAGCUGAGCCCCCCAGGGACUCGUACUUGGUUUCCACAACGGAACACAGCAGAAAUAAAGCAGCUGCUAGAUGAAGCUGGAGUCCCGUACCAGAGUUAUAAGGUGCCGUCUAUGCUGGACAUCACCGACUGUUUCACUGAAGGACAUGAGACUGGAGAGCUGAUUCUAAACUUCAUCACAGAGACAGUGAACUUUAGAAAGACAGCCCCACAUGAGCUCAGAGAGGGGGUACUGAGGAUGCUGCGAGACCCUCAGUGCAGUAUGGAGAAAAAUGGAAGAAUUCUGUUUAAUAAAUGGGAGGAGUUCAUUAUCGUGGAAGCAACCGAUUAAUGUGAUUUUAUGGUGCCUUUAGACUUAUCGUGGUUUGGUGCUUGUUUGUAGGCCUGUUAUUGAAAUAAUAUUGGUGAUGAAACUAUAGAGGAUGAUAUUAAAUGCCAUUAUACCACUGACAGGACCCUGAAGCAGGAUUUCCCCACAAAAUUAGCUGAAAUAAAUAAAUGGAACAAUUAAUAGAAGUUAUCAGAUUAAACCUCUGCAACUCAAAUAUUCAGCGAAGUCCAAAAAAUAUGCAAACAUUUCCCACUUGUACAAAGAAAACUUUACUGACUGUAUCAACUGACAAAAAUAAUUGUUCCAUCUGUCAUGUACUGAAUCAUAAGUCGAUAUGGUAUUUAUCAUUACAGACCUACUGCCCAGUUUAGGGAUAUUUUUAUCAUUAGUUUAAUUGAAAAUUGUGAUUAUUGAGGUCACAAUAUAACUGUAAGAACUAAAAAUAAUAACAACAACGAUGUUGUAUUUUGCAUGUUGUUGCCAUGGCGAUGCCCCACAGGGCCCACAUUAUUGUAAAGUGGUACUGAAAUGUCCCAUUAAUUAAAUAAAAAAAGAAGGAAGAAGGGAAAACUUGACACAGUGACUCUUCAUAUAAUCUCGGCUAAAAAAGUCAUGGGGACCCAUGUUGUAUUUUACAGAGUAUUGCCAUAGCACCGAAGCACAGCACUUCAAAUGUGUGUUGACUGUGUGUUCAGUGGUACACCCGACACAGGUACACCCUGAAGCCACAAUAACACAUGCGUUCAGUGCAAGAUAAGAAUUCUGUAAUAAGAGUUAACCUGACCCUCUAACACUAACCUCAUCAUUGUACAAAGCACAGACUGUUUUCAACACAAUGCUUCGACCAAAAACAACAACAGAACAGCAAACACAAACUGUUUUGAUGCAGUGUUUUGGCUUUCAGUAUGACAUGAUUAAGACUUGGCUCGGCUACAGUCAGGAGCGAUUCCCAAAUGGAGGGUUGGGCCCAAAAGUGGGUCACGACAAGGUGCCUGGGAAUUACUAUUUCAAUGUUUGGAAAAUAGGAACAACGAAACAUGGAAUACAAAUAACACAAUUUAAACUAGGUCAAGCUCAUGAUGAGGGAUAUUCAGUCAAUUAAAAGUAUUAUAAACUGGAUUGUGCAGAGUACGGAAAGCAGAUUAAAAUAGUUUUAAUUUCUCUCACAUUUAAGUGAGAAAAUCAUGAUUAUGAACUGAAUAACUAACUUUAAAGAUUGGCCGUUUAAGAAUAAUUCUAAAAUCCAAUAUAAAAAUCUUCAUUUUAUCUUUCGUUAAAAGCUGCAGUGACAGAGUAAGACGCAGUGUAAUCUACUUUGUAAAAUCAGGUUAUGAUUCAGCACUUGCACUAACAAAGCCUCAUUUGCACAAAAGCCAUGUUAUUGCAGAUUCUUUUACCAGUGCAGUGGGUGAUAACAGAGCAGAGCCCAGGGUCCCAUCUCCAGAUCCUGUUCUACAGGCUCCUGCUCACAGGAUUACACUACAAUAUACAAAACCAAAAUAUCACCUCUGAUCAUAUGGAUUUAGUCUCUAAACAAACUCCAAAGCAAAUAUGUAAACUGCAAAAAGCAAUAUCUAGCUACAUUAAAAUUACUUAAAUUAAGAAAAUUGUACUUUAUUUGAGUCGCAACUUGACAAGUAAAAUUAUCUACCAAUGAUAUAUAUACUUUUUAAUUCGGGCAGCAGUAAAUUUUAAGAUAAGAUCAGCUACAGAACAUCACUAAACUGAGACCAAUUUUAUUAACUGAUGAACUUGAAAUAACUGCUCACGCUUUUAUUUCAUCUCGUUUAGAUUUUUGUAAUUCUCGUUUACUUGUUUUAAUGCUUUUACACUUAAGCAGCUGCAACUUGUACAAAACCAGGCUGCAAGGUUUGUAACAGGCGAAUUCACAUUACACCAAUUUUAUCUUCACUCGGGGGACGUCUUUCAGGCUGUGGCCCCCAAAUUAUGGAAUGACCUGCCCCUAGCCCUCCAUGAGGCAGAGUCUGUAGACUGUUUCAAAAAGCAGUUCAAUACACUGCUUUUUAAACAGGCUUUUAUUUGACUGUGUAAUUCCUCUCUUUCUGUAUAUGUUGCACUGUAAAGCACUUUGUGAUUAUUUAUCUGUGAAAAGUGCUAAAUAAAUAUCGGCUU
Messenger RNA from Boleophthalmus pectinirostris (great blue-spotted mudskipper), 3045 nucleotides. Its product is annotated as histamine N-methyltransferase-like. NCBI's taxonomy places the organism in Eukaryota, Metazoa, Chordata, Actinopteri, Gobiiformes, Gobiidae. The transcript is spliced from 6 exons. The record is from RefSeq and is a predicted model, not a curated record. Bases 22 to 912 code for a protein of 296 amino acids. Gene Ontology annotation, molecular function: N-methyltransferase activity.